AAGAUAACAAUACACACGUACCGUGUACGACUCCAUGUUGAAUGGCUGAGUCGUCUAUACGUAAUUAUGUCAUUGUAUAUUUGAGGACGCCGAUUACGGGAUUCCCUAUGUACACACAUGCUCCUAAAUAAGAUAUCACCUGUCGUCUGCUAGUCAACAUGGCGGUCAUGAGGGUGGAAUACACAGAGGAUGGAUUCGCCAUCAUUACGAUGCAGAACGGUGAAAACAGGCUCAAUCAAAUGUUCGUUGAUGAAAUGAAUAAAAUAUUGGAUGAAAUUGAAAGAAAUAAAGAUGUGAAGGCGGUCAUCACUACCGGAGAAGGGAAGUUCUAUAGCAAUGGCCUUGACCUUCAGUGGAUGCAGUCACAGACAGAGAAUGUUCUCAACGUUUUUAUGAAAGGCAUUAAGGAUUUACAAUAUCGUCUCGUGUAUUUCCCCGUACCAACGGUUGCUCUGAUCAAUGGUCAUUCGUUUGCUGGUGGAGCUUUUAUAGCUAUAACGCAUGACUAUCGCGUGAUGAACUCAAAACGAGGCUGGAUAUGUUGGAAUGAGAUUCACCUUAAACGCCCGCUGGAUCAGGAAGUAUGUAACCUAUUGAGACUUAAAAUCCCCCGGAUGGAAGGCAUUAGGGAAGCUGUCCUGUUCGCCAAGAGGAUUCCAGCCACGAGAGCUAAGGAACUUGGGAUAGUGGACGAGGCGGUUGAGCCAGAGAACCUUCUCAACACCGCCAAACAGAUAGCUCUCCAGGCUCUAGGUCCUUCUGGUAUAGACCGCGAUAUGCUUCAGACCAUGAAGAAAGAUUUGUACCCAUGGAUAAGAGCCGACACAGUAAAUGCUAAGCUUUAAUUGUUAAGUUAAGUGUUUGUGCUAAAAUGAUUCGAUUGAAAUAUAAAUUACAUUUAAUAGCAAUAUCUAUCUAGAGAUUUCGGUCCUUAUGCUCACUCUUUGUAAGUAACAUCAAUUCCGGGUAGAGAUUGAUUUGAUAGUUGUCCGUUGAAUACCAUAUAUAAAAGAUCUAUAUGAUUACAAUGAAAACCAUUCAAUUUUUAUUGGUUACAUUUUAAAGUAAAAUGACGAAAAUAAUAAUGUAUAAAAAAGUACAGGAAUUAGUAGCAUUGUAUAUGACGUCAUGUCCUAAUGACAUCACGUUUGUCAACAAGGCUGUACGCCAUUUGGAUGGGUUACUCGGCACAAUAAUACUGUUUGCUGUUGUUGUGUGUAAAGAUUUCAAAACAAAACUUGAUAUAAAUUAAUUAACAUCAUAUUAUCAACUGCUUUUUUUUGAGUCAGGGUUUAUUUUUUAAUAUUUUAACUACGUAUAUUCAAUUGGUGUAUAUCUAAACUGAGUGAUAUGCAUCGUUGAUUUAUCUACUGCUAUAUUUGAGUGAAAGUAUAACUAAUCAUAUCGAGUGCAAUUUGGAUGAGUGAGAAGCUCAAUUAAUUGACCGUGAGUUUUGAGCGAGUGCAUGUAUAGCAAACAUAUGUAAUUGCUUUGUUGAGCGUGUAUUGUUUCAAUAUUUUAGAGUGAGUGUCUAUCUCAGUAUUGUUAUUAUCUGCUGUUUUUGAGUGAUUUCUGGCUAUUUUUACCGAUGGCAAGUUCUGAGUAAUGGAGUCGUUAAACAGUACCAGCGGCAAUAUUCCAGCUAGUGUACGACCAAAAUGCAACUGAUGCAUGUUUUGAGCCAGUGUCAAGCUAAAUUGAUUUUCUGAAAUCGCGUACAAUGGCCUAAAACGAGGAAAAAGUGAAUGCCUGCAGACGUAUUUCUGUUAAUUUGGGGGUUAGACGUCUUCGCAAUAGACGCAUUAAACAUAAUGUCAUGAAUUGAGAAAUAUUGCAAUGUUCCAUGUAUUAUGUUUUAUAUUAUAAAAUAUUGUUUUAAUGUACGGAUGUGUUACAUGAAUACAAUAUCAUAAUAUUUCAUUCUGACUGGUGAUGAGACAUUGCUCAAGAUGUAGGUCAGAUAUAAAACAGUGUCGGACACAUUUUGAUUAGCUGAAGAUAUCGUUGUAAGCAUUCGAAGAUUUUUGCUUUGCAGAGCCAUACAUGAACCAAAGAAAUCCAAAGCUAUUCCAAGAAUCUAAUAAGAUAUUUUGUACUUACCACCGUACCGUCGAAGUGCGAAAUAUAGCAAGAUAACCAAACGUGGUCCUAGAGGUUUGAUUGUAAUGUACAUUUGUAUAUUAAACAGAUUAACACCAACACAUGUAUUUUGGAGUUUA
Molecule: messenger RNA, 2219 nt
Organism: Mizuhopecten yessoensis (Yesso scallop)
Lineage: Eukaryota; Metazoa; Mollusca; Bivalvia; Pectinida; Pectinidae
Product: enoyl-CoA delta isomerase 3-like
Exons: 5
Coding region: 159-845 (228 amino acids)
Biological process (GO): fatty acid beta-oxidation
Cellular component (GO): peroxisome
Molecular function (GO): enoyl-CoA hydratase activity; delta(3)-delta(2)-enoyl-CoA isomerase activity
Source: RefSeq, a predicted model, not a curated record